CAGAGAAGACAAAAUAUUUAUUGUCCCGCCACCAUGACGGACCGUUCCGCCUUCGACACCGAUGUCAUCACCAUGACCCGCUUCGUGAUGGAGGAAGGCAGGAGGGCCAAGGGCACGGGGGAGUUCACGCAGCUCCUCAACUCCCUCUGCACGGCCAUCAAAGCCAUCUCCACCGCCGUCCGCAAAGCGGGGAUCGCCAACCUCUAUGGGAUUGCUGGGUCCACCAAUGUGACAGGAGAUCAAGUAAAGAAGUUGGACAUCCUUUCCAACGAUCUGGUGAUUAACAUGCUCAAGUCAUCCUUCAGUACGUGCGUUAUUGUGUCAGAAGAAAACAAAGAUGCUGUGAUAGUGGAAACCGAAAAAAGGGGUAAAUACAUAGUCUGCGUAGACCCCCUAGAUGGCUCAUCGAACAUUGACUGUCUUGUUUCCAUUGGGACCAUCUUUGCCAUCUAUAGAAAGAUGUCCCCUGAUGAACCUUCUGGGAAAGAUGCUUUACAACCCGGACGUAAUCUUGUGGCAGCUGGUUAUGCUCUCUAUGGGAGUGCCACAAUGCUGGUACUGGCCACUUCUGCUGGAGGUGUCAACUGUUUCAUGCUGGAUCCGGCGAUUGGAGAAUUCAUUUUGGUGGAUAGGGAUGUGAAAAUCAAAAAGAAGGGAAAUAUCUACAGUCUCAAUGAAGGCUAUGCUAAAUACUUCGAUCCAGCAGUCACAGAGUAUCUCAAAAAGAAGAAAUUCCCUGAGGAUGGCACUUCGCCAUAUGGUGGGAGGUACAUAGGAUCUAUGGUGGCUGAUGUGCAUCGCACACUGGUCUAUGGAGGAAUCUUUCUGUACCCUGCUAACUCCAAGAGUCCCAAAGGAAAGCUGAGACUGCUCUAUGAAUGCAAUCCUAUGGCUUUCGUUAUUGAGAAGGCUGGGGGGAUAGCAACAACCGGGCAUCAUGCAAUACUAGACAUAGUGCCUGAGGAUAUCCACCAAAGAGUGCCUAUUGUCUUGGGAUCUCCUGAUGAUGUGAAGGAGUACCUUGAGAUGGUCAAGAAGCAUUCAACUAAGUAAAGAAAGCUUGCUGGAGUAACUGUGCAGAUGGGAAGAAAUGCCUUACAGCUGAAUGAAAGAGCACACUGCAGUACUGCAAAACUGAACUGUCUGACCUCUGUAGCAAGAGCAAAUGAGCUGUAUUUUCAUAGGUUUUUUUAAAAGUGAAAUCUUGUGCAAUUGCAUUGUGCAAUGAAAGGCAUUAAA
This is a messenger RNA of Opisthocomus hoazin, 1239 nucleotides long. The record is from RefSeq and is a predicted model, not a curated record. NCBI's taxonomy places the organism in Eukaryota, Metazoa, Chordata, Aves, Opisthocomiformes, Opisthocomidae.